This is a messenger RNA of Caretta caretta (loggerhead turtle), 1763 nucleotides long. NCBI's taxonomy places the organism in Eukaryota, Metazoa, Chordata, Testudines, Cheloniidae. The record is from RefSeq and is a predicted model, not a curated record.
ACCUCACCCAGUCUCAGUCUCCCUCUACCUACAGGUUCCCAGUCCCAGUCUCUUUGACAAGCAAGUCCCACUAUCCCUACCAGCCUCCAGUUCCAGGCUCCUUGUCCCAAUCUACUCCCCUCACUUUCCCCUUGUAUGUCAAGUUCUGGUCCCCUCUGCAUUUGAAUCAGGCAGCUUCAUCUUCCAUGCUGCCUGGGCCCACCUGUGGGGAGAGAGGGGCAGAAGGGCGGUCACUGCAAGCUCCUUGUUCUCUGUGCAAGUGCUCAGACCUGUACUCAACUCCAGGCCCAGCAUGGCUCACAGCAGCCCUGAACUGCAAUUGCAGGGAGUGAUGCUUAGCCCCAGGCUGGAACAAAGCUCAGUGUGGACACACUCUUCAAGGAAUCUAGCUGUUAAAAUACAAGAAGUCUCUGAACAUGUGCAAGCUGAGAUUUAUCAAAGGUUUAUAACUUUGCCACAUUCGGGCUGAUUUAAAGGGGAUGGUAAAAGGCAUAUACCUGGCACAAAGGCCACCAUCCUGCCACAUUUCAAGUCCCUCCUCCAAAGCAUGGGGGCACUAGAGCUUUUCAAAGAAAAGGUUGACAGAAUUUUUAACGUGGCCAAAACAAUGGGCAUGGCAACACUUGUGAGUUAGAGUGCAUGAAAGCAGCACCGGGCACCCUAACUCAUGAUGCGUCCACACUGGCAAGGCAUGUAGAGCACUCUGACUUCGCGGCUAGAGCGCUCCUGGUACUCCACCUCGGUGAGUGGAAUAAUGUUUGAUGUGCCUCCGCUGGAGCGCUGCAGCACCAGUGUGGACGCCCUGGUCUGUUAAUGCGCUUUGAUCGGCCUCCAGAAGUGUCCCACAAUGCCUGUUCUAGCCACUCUGGUCAUCACUUUGAACCUACUGCCCUGCCCUCAGGUGACCAACCGUCAGACCCGCCCUUUAAAUGCUCUGGGAAUUUUGAAAAUCCCCUUCCUGUUGCUCAGCCAGGCGUGGAGUGCUCUCAGCGAAUCUUUCCAGGUGACCAUGCCUCCAAGCAAUCCCCAGUAUGGAGCAAUGGCGAGGUGCUGGACCUCAUUAGUGUUUGCGGGGAGAAAGUUGUCCAGUCCCAGCUGAACUCCAGCCACAGGAAUUACAAUAUCUUCAGGCAGAUAUCAAGGGACAUGAUGGAAAGGGACCAUGACUGGGAUGCUCUGCAGUGCAGGGUUCAAGUGAAGGAGGUGCGGAAUGUCUUCUGCAAAGCCCGCGAGGCAAACAGCCACUCCAGUGCUGCCCCCACGACCUGCCGUUUUUACAAAGAGCUGGACGUGACACUUGGGGGCGACCUCACCUCCACUCCGAGUACCACCAUGGACACUUCAGAGUACAGUCCAACAAGGCAGGAGGAGGAGGAGCAAAGCGGGAGUGAGCAUGCUGAGGAGGAGGAAGACACCCCGGCAUCCCUAGAUGCAUGCAGCCAGGAGCUGUUCUCAAGCCAGGAGGAAGGUAGUCAGUUGCGGCGGCUGGUGCUUGGGGAAGGACAAACACUGGAGGAGGUUCCUGAUGCAACCUUGAGAUCUCAGCUGUCCAUGUGAUCACCAGCCGAGGAGCUGCAAAGAAUCAGGAAGAAGCCACGUAGAAGCAAAGAAGACAUGCUGCAUGAAGUCAUGCAGCACUCCCUUAAUGAAAAUCAAAAAGUGCAGGAGUGGCGGGAGAGUGAAAGGAGGGUCCGCCAGCAGAAUGCAGCUUGCUGGCACCAAAGCACAGAGCGGCUGACAAGCAUCAUGGAGCGCCAAGCGGA